AUGGACCUCGUGAGCCAGUGCGGCAGUGUCAUCGCCUGUCGCUUGUCGCCGUCGCAGAAGGCCGAGAUUGUGGCGAUGGUCAAAGCCAGCCCCAAGGCGCCCGUGACACUUGCAAUUGGCGACGGCGGCAACGACGUGACCAUGAUCCAGGAGGCCCACAUUGGCGUCGGUAUUGCUGGCCACGAAGGUAUGCAAGCGGUGCGGGCCGCGGACAUUGAGGUUGGGCAGUUCCGGUGCCUCGCGCACCUUAUUUUGCUCCACGGCCGAUGGAACUACCUCCGCAUUCGGAACCUCAUCACGUUUACGUUCUAUAAGAACGCAGUGCUCAUAUGCAGUCUCAUGUGGUUCUCGUCCUACUGCGGCUGGUCGGGCCAGACCCUGUAUGACUCGUACCUCAUGGUCGGCUGGAACGUCGCGUACACCCUCUUACCGAUCCUCGUGCUCGGCAUUCUGGACCAGGACCUCCAGGCGUGGAUCGUGUGGCAGGCGCCCCGCAUUCUGCAGUGCCUCCCGCCCUUUGGCGUCAAGCAGAUCUUAUGCACCUUACUGAACGCUCUCUACCACGCGACGCUCCUCGUGCAACUGACCGCGCCGUCGGUUGCAGCCACCGCGCUGGACACGGGCGGCCUCUUCCUCCUCGGCACGCGCUUUUAUGGCAUCCUCAUCGCGACCGUGACGCUCAAGGCCGUCUCGCUCAUGCACCCGAUGUACCGCUUCACGCGCUGGCAUGCUGCGGCGCUGGUGACGGGCUUCUCCGCCUACGUCGCCUUCGUGCAAGUGUACGCCCGGCUCUACCGCGUCUGGCCCAACGACGUCUUUGCCGACUUGUAUGGACUCGCGCAUCCGGCGAGGAACGAGCAACCGGUCUUGCGCCUGCUUUUGUACCCCGUGCUCACACUGCUGCUGGAUGCAACGGCGCGCGUGCUGCAGGUGGUUGUGGCACCGACCAACGCCGACAUCCUCGCCGAGCUCGAGGUCGCGCAGGGGCUCCCAGACACGGUCGCGUCCGACCGCCGGCGCACCCAAGACACGACGGGCUUUAUGCUCCAGCGCUGCGAAACCUUUCGCAAAUGUGAGCUCUCGCCGCUCGAGAAGGUGCUCCAGCAGCUCGCGCACCUCCAACGC
Saprolegnia parasitica CBS 223.65 is the source of this 1125-nucleotide messenger RNA. RefSeq lists its product as hypothetical. Gene Ontology annotation, biological process: phospholipid translocation. Gene Ontology annotation, molecular function: ATP binding; ATP hydrolysis activity; ATPase-coupled intramembrane lipid carrier activity. The transcript is spliced from 2 exons. The record is from RefSeq and is a predicted model, not a curated record. Gene Ontology annotation, cellular component: plasma membrane. The annotation marks the transcript as partial. Lineage: Eukaryota; Oomycota; Saprolegniomycetes; Saprolegniales; Saprolegniaceae.